CCUGCAUGAGUGAACAAGUGAGUCCUGCAGUGCCAACAUGAAUGGAUUUUUAUUUUUCCUGUUUAUUAUGACGCUUGCCACUUCCGGCAAUUGUGCGGUGUAUACGUGUGAUUCAAGGAAACCAUGCGUGCUUAAGGAUGUGGUUCUGGAAUCGGAAUUCGACUUAAAUUUGGCAGUGUUCCCGGAUGUUAAUGACCCACUGACCAUCGCGUCCGGUAAGAUUCCACACUUCACCCGUGGGUUGGCGGAAAAACUGUCGAAGAUUGUCGAUUUGACCAUGAAUGGUGUGCAGUGUGAAACACUCUUCAUUGCACCGGAAAUGGUUCAUGUUGAGGCAAAAAAUAAUAUCAUCCACACGUUACUGGUGGAUAACGACGUGAGGCGGAAGUAUGAAUUGUUAUCACUCAACCUCACUUCCAAUCGUUUGACCGACGUAGCGGUUUUGCAACGGUUCACAAAGCUAAGAGUGUUGAACAUCAACGAAAAUAAACUAGAUCGUCUUUCGACGGACACAUUCGCGGAGAUGAAAGAACUGCGGCAUGUUUCGUUGGCCAAUAACUAUCUUCAAUCAAUCGAGACGGAUAGAAGUUUUCAACUGCUUAAACUACGCUAUUUAUCACUAGCCAAAAAUAAAUUAACUGAACUAAACAUAGAAAAGUGGGAUCUACCGUCCCUCGAGGAGCUGGAUCUAAGUGGAAAUAAUUUCUACCUAAUGAGUGGUGGUUUACAGCAAUUCAACAAACUGCAGGCGGUUCGCGUCUCCGGAAAUUACUGGAAAUGUGAGUAUUGGUUAAGCAUGCUUCAAUCUUCGAAAGCGCAAUUCGACACCGACCGGAUUGGCCGAUGCAGCGAAGAAGGCUUGCUUGAGGAACGAAACGUUUGCUGCCAACUGGAUGCUUCCAACUUUUUGGGCGGAUCCUACGACUUUGGUAUGUUGAACGAGAAAUGGGAGGAGCUUCGUGUGUUGCAAGAGACCGUUAAAAAGUUGAGUGAUUCAUUGGCUAGUUAUAAGGAACAAACUAAUAGUGAAUGGACUUCCCGGACCACUAAUCUAGAGGACCGUCUCCGUCUAAUCGAGAAUGAACAGAGAAAUUUGAUGAAAAGACUGGAAGAAAAAGAAUCACAAGUGGCUUUAGAUGAAACCGAAAAGCUUAAAACUGUGGUCACAGAUCAUAAAAGCUCGAUCACAAAUUUAGAAGAAAAACAAUCGGAACUAAGUUCCGAGUUGGAAAGUUUUGUCGAACGUCUGAAUGAGAUACGAGAAUCUGUGACCGAAGAGUCUUCUACCAUGGCGAGCUUCAGGGAUAAAGUCGAAGUGCUGGAACGAGCUCUGGAAAGUUUGCACUCUUCACAGUCCGCAGCGAAUGAUAUAACUCGACUUGUGGGAGCAGUUAGGCAACUGGAGGGUCAACAGUUGAAAAACCACCUAUCUAGUGUUGAUUUGAAAAAUCAAAUUAAAACCGAACGAGAACGUAUCGAGGCUUUCCACAAACAUUUUGCUGAGUUGGAAAGAGUGAACCAACUAUUGCGGAACGAAGUCAGUGUAGUGCAUGAAAACGUACGAAUUGCUUUCAAGAUCCUUGAUGAAAUUUCGCUUAUUGAUGAGUGAUUUACGAAAUAAAAUACUUUAGUUA
Sabethes cyaneus is the source of this 1634-nucleotide messenger RNA. RefSeq lists its product as uncharacterized. The record is from RefSeq and is a predicted model, not a curated record. Gene Ontology annotation, molecular function: protein binding. Bases 38 to 1609 code for a protein of 523 amino acids. Lineage: Eukaryota; Metazoa; Arthropoda; Insecta; Diptera; Culicidae. The transcript is spliced from 2 exons.